This is a messenger RNA of Magnusiomyces paraingens, 4560 nucleotides long. RefSeq lists its product as uncharacterized. The record is from RefSeq and is a predicted model, not a curated record. NCBI's taxonomy places the organism in Eukaryota, Fungi, Ascomycota, Dipodascomycetes, Dipodascales, Dipodascaceae. The transcript is spliced from 2 exons. Bases 1 to 4560 code for a protein of 1519 amino acids. Gene Ontology annotation, cellular component: membrane. Gene Ontology annotation, molecular function: ABC-type transporter activity; ATP binding; ATP hydrolysis activity. Gene Ontology annotation, biological process: transmembrane transport.
AUGGACCCCGAAAAAGUUAAGGGGCAAAAAGCCCAAGAUCCUCUUCAAGAAGAUAAUUCUUCAAGCAACAUUGACCCAAUUGAACAAGGCCCAUACCAAGAAGAACCUCAGAUUUAUUCUAAAGAUCAUUAUCACAACGACCUCGAAAAAAAUCAAUCAGAUAAUGACCAUCUUUCAAAAGUAAUCAGCAACCCUGACAAUGUUCGCCGGCUUGAAUCUCUUACUCGUGUUCUUUCAUCUCGUCGUCUUUCAGUACGAGGCUUAGCGGCUGGUCCUCUUCAAAUUGAUCCCAACGAUUUUGAUUUAAAUGCAUUACUUAAGUCUAUGGCACAGCGUCUUGAUGAUCAAGGAAUUGCUCGUAAAUAUACUGGUGUGGCUCUAGACAAUGUUACUGUGUGGGGCAAAGACAUUUCAACUGCUCAUGGCCCCUCUGUGACGGAGUUUGUACUCAAUUUGCUUAGUUUUCCUAAAACUAUUUUUAGCGUUUUUAAAAAAAAAACUCGCCCCAUUAUUCGUGACGUUACUGGUCUUAUUCGAGAAGGAGAGCUUCUUCUUGUUCUAGGUCGUCCAGGUUCUGGAUGCACUACCUUUUUAAAGACAGUUGCAGGCGAAAUUAGUCAAUUUACAAAAAUUGAUGGCGAGGUUACAUACUCGGUGGAUAAUCACUUCCCCCACCUGACUGUCGAGCAAACACUACGAUUCGCCAUUGCUUGCAGAACUCCUGAAACAAGAAUUGAUCAAAUGACCCGCAAACAAUUCCAGGAUCUUUCGUUAGAAGCACUCGCUAUUGUUUUUGGUUUACGCCAUGUCUUGCAAACAAAGGUUGGAAAUGAUUAUGUUCGUGGUGUUUCUGGUGGUGAACGUAAGCGUGUAUCAAUUGCGGAAGCAUUAGCCGCACGAGCGGCUGUUUACUGCUGGGAUAAUGCUACAAGAGGUUUAGAUGCUUCCACUGCACUUGAGUACACCCAUGCAAUUCGUGCCGCCACUAACAUUUUGAAUAAUGUUGGUGUUGUGGCGAUUUACCAAGCUGGUCAAAAUAUUUACGACUUGUUUGAUAAGGUUACUGUAUUGUAUUCUGGCAGACAGAUAUACUUUGGUCUUGCUGAAAAUGGCAAGGCCUAUUUUGAAAAGAUGGGUUAUUAUUGUCCCUCUCGUCAAACAACUGCCGAGUUUUUGACGUCAGUGACAGACCCCAAUGGACGCUUGGUUAAGGAAGGCUUUGAAGGCAAAGUACCUCAGACUGCUAAUGAAUUUGAAGCUUACUGGAAGGCAUCCCCUGAGUAUGCUUAUGCACGUGAUGAGAUGGAGCAGUACCUAGCUGAUACCAAAGCUUCUGAUACUGUACAGCGAUUCCACAAUGUUGCUAGCAGUGAAAAGAUGAAGCAUAUGAGAUCCAAAUCACGAUACUUGAUCACUUUCCGUGCUCAAUUACACCUUGUCAUGAUUCGUGGUUUUCAGCGGGUUAUUGGCGAUAAAGCUUACACUGUUAUUACAGUUUCUGGCAGUAUUAUUCAGGCCUUUGUUAUUGGAUCUCUUUUCUACAAUAUUCCUCAAUCAACGAUCGGUGCCUUUUCCCGAGGUGGUGUCAUGUUUUUUGCACUUCUUUAUAUGGCUUUGACAUCUCUUGCCGAAAUUAACAGCGCUUUUGUCAACCGUCCUAUUUUAAUGAAACAAAAGUCGUACUCGUUUUAUCACCCAUCUGCUGAAACUUUACAGGGAAUUUUUUCAGGGAUUCCUGAACGAUGCUUGUCCCUUAUCUGUUUCGCUGUUGCUCUAUACUUUUUGGCAAAACUAAAACAAACUGCUGGCCAAUUUUUCAUUUUCCUAUUGAUUCUGACAAUUUCAACGUUGACAUUGGGUGGCUUUUUCCAGAUGGUUGCUGCUUUGACUAAAGACGCUCAAACUGCCAACUCGGUUGCCGGUGUUAUGGUUUUGCUUCUUGUUGUGUAUACAGGCUAUAUGAUUCCAUUGACUCAAAUGCACCCUUGGUUUAAAUGGAUCAGUUAUUUGAACCCACUUCGUUAUGGAUUUGAGACGAUGUUGGCCAACGAAUUCCAUCAUAGGGAAAUGCCAUGUUACGAAAUUAUUCCUAAUGGUCCAUCUUAUCAGAACCUGCAACCUGAAAACUUUAUCUGUGCGUUUACUUCUUCUCAGGCUGGCAGAGAGACUGUAAAUGGUGAUCACUUCUUGCGUGUAGCUUAUGGUUACUCUUGGGGGAAAGCAUGGCGUAACAUAGGCCUGGUUUGCAUCUUUUACAUUGGUUUUUAUGCCAUAAAUUGUGUUGCUACUGAGAUUUUGAGUCCUCUUAGUGGUGGUGGUGAUCUUUUGUUAUUCCGCCGAGGUCAUUUACCCAAGUCACUUGACGAAGAAGAAGCCCCAGCAAGCCGCGAGGAAAUUGAUGCUGCACUUUCUGGGUUGGGCUCUGGUGACGAAGAGCCUGACAUUUUUUCAUGGCAGCAUGUCAACUAUACUGUUCCUGUUAAGGGUGGUACUCGUCAGCUUUUGAAUGAUGUUCAAGGUUAUGUUAAACCAGGAACUAUGACAGCACUUAUGGGUGAGUCUGGUGCUGGUAAGACGACACUGCUUAACGUUUUGUCAAAGCGUGUAGAUGUUGGUGUCAUUACUGGUGAUAUGCUUGUUAAUGGUAAGCCGUUGGAUGACACCUUUCAACGCAGGACUGGAUAUGUCCAGCAGCAAGAUUUGCAUUUGGCGGAAACUACAGUUCGUGAAGCUUUGCAAUUUGCAGCAAGACUUCGCCAACCUUCGAAUGUUCCUGAUCAGGAAAAGAUGGAUUAUGUGGAAAAGAUUAUUAGUUUGCUUGGUAUGUCACUCUAUGCUGAGGCCUUGGUUGGUAAGGUUGGUUGUGGUUUAAAUGUGGAGCAACGCAAAAAGCUUUCCAUUGGUGUUGAGCUUGUUGCUCGACCAUCUUUGUUACUGUUUUUAGAUGAACCUACUUCUGGUCUUGAUUCGCAGUCUGCUUGGGGUAUUGUUACUUUUAUGAAGGAACUUGCUCGUUCUGGUCAAUCCAUUUUGUGUACUAUUCAUCAGCCAUCUGCAACGCUUUUCGAGCAGUUUGAUCGUUUGUUAAUGCUUAAGAAGGGAGGUUAUACCGUCUACUUUGGUGAUAUUGGUAAGAACUCUUCGACCUUGACUAGUUAUUUUGAGCGCAAUGGUGCCCGUCCAUGCGGCAAGGAAGAGAACCCAGCAGAGUAUAUUUUGGAGUGCAUUGGUGCUGGUGCAACAGCAAGCUCCAACCAAAACUGGGGUGAUGUUUGGGCUUCAUCUGCGGAAUGUGCAGCUUUAACAGAAGAGAUUACUCAACUUCAUGCAAAUCUUCGUGCUCGUCCUGAGAAGCAAGUUGAUAAGGCCUUGAAGACAAAGUUUGCUGCUAGUUAUUUUACCCAGCUUUCUAUUGUUUAUCAACGUACAAGCCGUCAAUAUUGGCGAUCUCCUGGUUACAUCAUUGCCAAGUUGAUGCUUAUGGGUGUUGGUGGUGUUUUCAUUGGGUUUUCCUUUUUUAACAUCAAUUACUCAAUCUCUGGUAUGCAAAAUGGUAUGUUUGGUAUCUUUUUAAUUUUGCUUAUCUCGUCUCCCCUUUGUAAUCAGAUUGAAGAGUUUGCCCAGCAAUCAAGAGAUCUGUAUGAGGUUCGAGAGUCUAAAUCAAACACCUUCCAUUGGUCCACCUUGCUUCUUUCUCAUUACUUUUCCGAGGUGCCGUAUCACUUGGUAUUUUCGACAUUCUUGUACAUUGGAUUUUACUUCCCCGUUGGGUAUCGGCGCACAGCUGGAGUUGCAGGGUACUUUUACAUGAUUUACUGUGUAUUCUUCCAGUUGUAUUAUAUUUCGUUUGCGCUCAUGAUUUUUUACAUUUCUCCCGAUGCCGCUUCGUCUUCUGUUAUUACUUCGAUGCUUUUCUCAUUUAUGAUUUCAUUCUGUGGUGUUAUUCAGCCUAAGCUUCUUAUGCCUGGGUUUUGGACGUUUAUGUGGAAAGUAUCGCCGUAUACGUAUUUUGUCCAAUCCUUUUUAGUUGUCGUUUUCCAUAAUAGACCUGUUCGCUGUGACCCGUUUGAGUUUAAUGUUAUGGAACCUCGAUCUGGACAAACAUGUGGAGAAUAUUUUGCUGAUUUUCUUGAUUCAGGGAACCCUGGCUAUGUCAACAAUCCGGAUGCAACUACGGGCUGUGAGUUUUGCAAGUAUAGCGUUGGAGACGAGUACAUAGAGACUGUGAGUGCUUCGUACAGUUACAAGUGGCGUAACGUUGGCUUUAUUUGGGCAUUUAUUGUUUUUAACUUUUUUGCAAUGUUGGGAAUGUACUAUAUUGUGCGUGUGCACAAGUGGAACUUGUCUAAUAUAAAGUCGUUGGUCAAUUUCGGAUGGAUCCGUGAGAUGUUCAAGAUUAAAGAGGAACGUGAGGAGGAGGAACACCAUGAUGUGUAUGAAGAAAGACCAGAGGAUAUUGCAAUGGCGCGUGAAGUGGACAACCAGAUUCGCAUUCGCCGCCAGUCAGUGGCAAAUUCAACUUCUGUAUUCACUGAUCCCAGUGCUUACAAGGAAGUUUAA